AUGCUAAGCGGAAUAAUGUACCGCUGGCUUUUCCAAAACGAAUCGAUUUGGCAAUGUGUGUUUAGCUUUUGUUUGGGCGCCAUUUCGGUUGGAUGUGUUUGGUGCUAUCAGAAUUUGCCGGAUCAACUAGAAAUUGAUCCCGAAAGUUGGAUCGAACCCUGGAAUGAAGCCAUUAAACGACGUCCAAGUUGGAUUGGUGAAUUGCCGCGUGAGUUUUUUGCACAUCGUCGCAACACCCAUUGGCCCUGGGAAACGAUACGGCGGAAACUCUCGCGUGGGAGCAGCCUGUAUGCCAUGCCAGCCGAGGAUACAUUGGAGACAGAGGAAACCAAAGAGGUUGAAAAAACUGAAAAGGAAACGUGUAUUGGAAGCAUUUUUGGAUUGGAUGUAGGUGGAACACUGGCUAAAUUGGUUUACUUUGAAAAGAAACCAACCAAUUACGACCCCGUCAGUCCUCGAGAACGUCACUAUAACGUGGCCGCCUCGGCACAAGCUGUUUCAAUUGCUCGACGAGGUCAGGAUGCGAAGAGUCCAGUUCCAAGACGGCGGUCAUUUCCCAAUAUGGGGACGCAAACUGCAUCGAAAAAAGCCGCUUCCAACCACUCGACGCAUUCCGACUCGAGCGACGAAGACAUCAGGCAUCUUGACACUUUGCGACAAGAGUCCGUGCCUGAUGAUUUGUCACAAUACCGAAUAUCCGUUCAUUUUGAAACUCCCGAACGGCCAGCAGCUCGGAAACGACGAGAGGAAGGGUCUGACAAGGAAAAUAAAAACGACGAAAAUGGAUCUAGUGCUGAAAUUGGUGGAAAUAUGAAGAAAUCUCGAUCAAUGUUUGACCUUUCUGUAAAACAAAAGAAAGCAGAAGCCUUGGAUCAAUUUUAUAACUUUGCACGUCGGUUGGAUUCUUACCAAGACAGUGUCCGAGAUCACAAACUUUCCUUUUUCUCCCGGGAACUUGGUGGCGAGUUUCAUUUUAUUCGAUUUGAAACGAGGCGCAUGCCCAAUGCUAUGGAACUGAUUCGGGUCAACAAUUUGCACAAGAAUAUUUGCGAAAUGGGUGCAACAGGCGGGGGUGCCCACAAGUAUGCAGAGGAUUGGGAAAAGAGUCUGGGGAUCCGAAUGGACAAGCAGGAAGAAUUGGAUAGUCUUGUGGCAGGAAUGCAAUUUGUGCUGUCAACAGUGGUCGGAGAGUGUUAUACCUUUAGACCCAAACAAACCAAAGCUGUGGAUCACUCGGAUUCUUCGGAUCAGAUUGGAGCCCCACUGUUGGACGAUGCGGCCUCUGAAGCUUCAGAUGAUACGCUUAAUGGAGAGAAUCAAAAGAAUCGAGUGGAUGGCUGGUGGUGGUCCCGCAAAGUACAGCGGGAUGCUAUUUCCUACUCUUCGACCUAUCCUUAUCUAUUAGUUUCCAUUGGUACGGGAGUUUCCAUUUUGCGUGUGGAUGGCCCAAGAAAGUACGAACGUAUUUCAGGAUCGUCGAUUGGUGGAGGUACUUAUUGGGGUCUUAUUCGGUUAUUGACAGAUGUCGAAGAUUUUGAUGCUGUCAUGCGACUGGCCGAAAAAGGUGAUCCUGCUAAGGUGGACAUGAUGGUGGGCGAUAUCUAUGGAAACGAUAGUUCGGCUCUGGAAAAGCUGGGGCUGCCAUCGGAUAUUGUAGCUUCCUCCUUUGGAAAACUGGUGGCCAAGGAAGAUCCCGCCAGUGGAUUGAAACAAGAAGAUUUGGCCAGGGCUCUUCUUCUGAUGGUGACCAAUAACAUUGGUCAAGUCGCGUACUUGAAUGCACAACUACACAAGACAACUAGAAUAUACUUUGUUGGGAACUUUUUGCGCAGCAACAUGAUCUCGCAACGGCGGUUGAGUUAUGCCAUUAAUUACUGGAGCAAAGGAAAAAUGGAAGCUCUCUUUCUAGAACACGAGGGAUACUUUGGGGCGCUGGGCGCCUUUUUGGUGUCACAAAAUGUACCCAAUGUGGAAGAAGGACUUGGGGAAUGGAAUGAUGACGAUGGAAAGCGGAAACCGGACCACAGUCGUGAGCGACGUCAGACAAUGCGGCAUUUGCAAACAUUUGGUGGAUGA
Messenger RNA from Cylindrotheca closterium, 2076 nucleotides. The record is from the annotation of a GenBank genome assembly. Lineage: Eukaryota; Bacillariophyta; Bacillariophyceae; Bacillariales; Bacillariaceae.